AUGCUUUACAGUUUUAAACUUAGCGUUCUACUAACGACACUGCUGCUCCAAACAGUGACAAGCAAACGUGAUCAAACGGCAUCACAAAGUCACACACCACAAACGAAGUUGAUAACACUAAGAGAAGUAAACGAACAAGACUACGAUGAGGAUUCCGGGAUUUUUGAACUGCCGAUCGUAGCGGGCCCACGCGAUUUGGGUGCACUACUGGCGCUGCAGACAACCACCACCCAAAAACCACAUUAUGAUCACCACGAGCAUCAUUAUCAUCACCACCCCACUAGGCGGCCACCGAAAAGGCGACCCCGCCCAUGCUCUGACGACGAUGAAGAUAGUGACGAUUGUGUAGAUAACUACUAUGUUCGACCAUCAUGGCAUUACACACCGACCUGGUAUGCAACGCCACCGCAACCACCGCCAGUAGUUGGUCCACAUCCAUCUUAUUAUGGGCCCCAGCCAAUUUAUUACCCUCAACCAUCAUAUUAUCCACAACAAUAUUAUCCACAACAAUAUUAUCCACAACAACAUUAUCCACAACAACAUCAUCCACAACAACAUCAUCCACAACAACAUCAUCCACCACCAUAUUAUCCUCCAUCGUAUUCACACAACUAUCCACCAUGGCACAUUUAUAACCACACGCAUACAGCAGAUCAGCCUUUACCUGGUAGUGUGUUAGGCGACAGUAUACGAAUACCAUCUCAGCUUUUGAAAAUGAAGCUGCGUGAGCCUACUGUGCAGCUGUUUGCUAAACCGAAACCGGUGUGUGUGGCUAGGCCCAAUAAGAGUGUCUACCAACCGGCGAUUUUCGUUUACGAACAACGUAUUGCAGAUUUGGAUUGA
Messenger RNA from Bactrocera oleae (olive fruit fly), 843 nucleotides. The record is from RefSeq and is a predicted model, not a curated record. Lineage: Eukaryota; Metazoa; Arthropoda; Insecta; Diptera; Tephritidae.